GCGGAAUGAGCGGAGGCGGCGAGGUCGAGGCGGCGGCGGCGGAGCCUCUCAUCGUCCCCGCCCUCGAGCCUCCUCCUGAUGAGCCGGCGGCGGUGGGGGCGGAGGUGCGGAAGCAGGCGGGGCUCGCGGCGCCGCUGGUGGCGUGUAGCCUUCUGCAGUACAGCCUGCAGGUGGUCUCCGUCAUGUUCGCCGGACACCUCGGCGAGCUCUCCCUCUCCGGCGCCUCUGUCGCCUCGUCCUUCGCCAACGUCACCGGAUUCAGCGUGCUGAAAAUUUCAAUGAAAACUGCAUAUCUGUUUAUUCCAUGGCAAGCUGGGAAUGGGAAGCGCUUUGGAUACAUUCUGUGGACAGUCAUAUGGAGCAAAACAAUUUGAUAUGCUCGGGACACAUGCGCAAAGGGCUAUCUUUGUUCUUAUGAUUAUGGGUGUUCCACUGGCCUUUGUGUUGGCUUUUUCUGGCCAAAUUCUUAUCGCUCUUGGUCAAAAUCCUGAGAUAUCAUCUGAAGCUGGAUUGUAUGCUCUGUGGUUGAUUCCUGGCCUUUUUGCAUAUGGUUUGCUUCAGUGCCUUACCAAGUUUCUGCAAACUCAAAACAUUGUCCACCCGCUGGUAGUUUGUUCUGCGAUUACCCUGGUACUUCACAUUCUACUGUGCUGGGUCAUGGUUCAUUGUUUUGACCUUGGCAAUAGAGGUGCAGCUUUGUCAAUAUCAUUAUCUUACUGGUUCAAUGUGAUAUUGCUAGCAAUAUAUAUAAAAGUUUCUGAGGUUGGCAGAAGGAGUUGGCCUGGGUGGUCAAGGGAGGCACUUAAGUUAAAGGAUGUUAACAUGUAUCUAAGGCUAGCCAUUCCAUCUACCUUUAUGACUUGCUUGGAGUAUUGGGCAUUUGAGAUGGUGGUUCUUCUUGCCGGCUUUCUACCUAAUCCAAAACUGGAAACCUCAAUUUUGUCAAUAAGCUUGAAUACAAUGUGGAUGGUUUAUACAAUUCCAAGUGGUCUCAGCAGUGCAAUAAGUAUAAGAGUUUCCAAUGAAUUAGGUGCUGGGAAUCCCCAAGCAGCACAGUUAUCAGUCUUUGUUUCAGGAAUCAUGUGCCUAACUGAAGGCAUGCUUGUAGCUAUUAUCACAGUUUUGGUACGAGAUAUCUGGGGUUACUUGUACAGUAAUGAAGAUGAGGUUGUGAAAUAUGUCGCAAAAAUGAUGCCGAUUCUUGCUAUAUCUGACUUCAUGGAUGGAAUACAAUGCACAUUAUCAGGCGCUGCUAGAGGCUGUGGCUGGCAAAAAGUAUGUUCUGUUAUCAACUUGUGUGCUUACUAUACAAUCGGUCUCCCUUCAGCUGUUAUUUUUGCAUUUGUUCUGAAGAUCGGUGGUAAGGGGCUUUGGAUGGGAAUAAUAUGUGCCAUGACAGUGCAAAUUUUGGCGCUGGUUGUCAUGCUGCUUCGUACACGCUGGAAUGAAGAGGCUGAAAAGGCCCGGGAUAGAGUUCAGGGUUCAGAUGGAAGAAUGAUGUUGGCCUGAAAACAGAUAUCACCAGUUUUGAUUAUACCACCACAAAAGCAGUUAUUUAUAUCAUAGCACUAUAUAUAUAGAGUUGUUGAUACUGCUGAUUAUUUUGAGACUUAUCUGUUGUACGUUCAAUAAGUGCAACUGAUUGUGUAUAUGACUUGUUUUCUUUUGUAUAGUUAAUAUGGUGAGCUGUGAAUGAAAUACUGCAUAGUUCGCCUUUCAACACAGAUAAAGUGGGAUUGUGGGAGCAGAUGAAACUAAACCAUCAGAAACUGAGAUUGAAGUCACCAAAGCAUCCAGUUAUCCAGAUUAGUGCAGGUACUGCAAAUUUAUUCAUACUACCUCCUCCCAACCAGAUCAGAUUGCUAUGGUUACAAUCUUGUGAAGACAAACAUGAUUAAUCAUUAAACUUCUAUUAUGAGACAUUGGUCUACCUACCUCGAUGUUCCUUUCCUGAAGAAGAUGCUAUGCUAAUAUAGCUUUCAUCUUAAAGAAAAUCAAGGUGAUCGAGGAGUACCAUGUUACAUUCCAACAUGCUUUAGUUGUUGCUACUGCUCUCUCAGUUAUACAUGUAUAAUGCGAAAAGAAAAAAGUCCAGGAAUUUCCUCCUUUUAAUGCAAAGAUUGGAAAGCUUUUUUGCAUUCUCUAAAAACAAGGUUCAGGAAGAAAAGGUAGGAUAAAUCACACCAUUAUAAUUUCAACAUCUUUGAAAAUUAACACAUGCCUUCUUAUGUCAAAAUAAACAAUUCUGGUUUUAGCAACUGAGUGAUAAUAACCCUGCCCAUACUUUCCUACUUGUCCUGCAAAGAAGUCCGCAGAGACUGAAACUUCCUCCCGGGCCUUCCCAUUCAAAAAUUGUGUACUAUCUUCAAAACGCAUUUAUUUACAGCAAACUAUCUGGUGUUUAUUUAUGCAUAAUGGUACUUGGAUCAUCAUCCUGGGCCUUGGUCUUAGUUUAUCACUGUUAUUGCUUAUUCUCUAUCACCUCUUUAUCUUUUGUCGAUCUUCCUUUCUUAGAGUACUCUAUACAUAUAUAGCUGCUCUAGUAUGAUAUGUCAUGGUUAAAUUCAUGGGCCCAUCUUGUUUCUCCUUCACUCUCCGCCACUCAGCAUCCUCAGUCUGACCUCAGAUACGUAUUAUCAUUUGUCAUACAUGUGUCCCUCUCUUGUUGGACCAGAAGUCUUCAGCACGUAAAGCACUUGAUAAAGCAGCACCUGACCUGAGUCAGAACUUCUGGACGCAUAGCAUAAUUGCUUCCCUGCUUGGCUAGCUUAAUAUACAAGGCCAAUUAAGAGUGCAUUUAUCAGAAGAACGUGCACAAACCACCCUAAUUGAUGGCAUCCAAAAGCUACAUUUCCUCUACCAAUUAGGUACGUGAGGUCAAAGGGCUGAACCGGGCAAAAGCAGAGACAAAGAUUUCUGACCAUGAAGCCUUCAUCUCAGUGCAGAAUUUCCAAAAACAUUUCACGUCUGCUGAACAGUAAACAUUUCUUUCGAAAGACUCUUUUGCAUAUUAUCAGACAAUCAGAUGAAGCUUUUGCAGAAGUACUUCAAUUGCACUGCUGCCAUUUACUCAUUGCCCCUUUAUUAAAUAUUCAAAUCCCAGUUCAGAUGUAAAACUAUGAAGUUCCAGCUUUGAAAGUUGAAAGCCAGCAGAAAGGAUGCAGAUGCAGAUAAAGAAUUUUUUACGUAGAGUUGAUGAAACUCAGCUGGUUUUAACUGCAUAGAGAAGCCUCUUUGGCUCUUUCUGUGUCACCAUGAAAUGCAGCACACGUGCACCCUUGAGCGGAUGAGCUGGUGACACUGAGCUAUCAGCUACAAAGCAGCGAGUACUUUGCUUACAGGAGAUGAUUCUGGAGUGCUUUCUUUCUGGUUUCGGCAGCUCAAUGAUCGCACCGUGAAAGGCGAGGAAGCAACAGAAAUUUGGUAGCUUCUCCCAAGUGGAGAUGAUCGUGGAAGCUGAGCUGUUUCCACAUCCCAAAACUACACCUACUAACCGUGUGGGUUAAUCGACUCUCAUCUGAAAGAUACUACUGAUCAUUUCUGAAGAAUGCAAGAAAAUGAAAAUGUGUGAAAUAGGCAAUAUCUAUGAUUAAGGCCACGAUUGUCGGUUAUUUGGGCGUUUUCCACAUAUGAUUGAUGGCAUCUAAUGAUCACGUUUGUACUGAUUAAUCUCUUGGUCGGUUCAGUAAUCAGUAGUAGUAUUGAGGUAACGAGAGGGAAAUGGCUCCUUUCAGUUGGUUUACUGUCUUGUCAUGCCGUCUUUUCUUGUGGGAAACAGUUCAACAACCACUGCAGCUUUGUUUGGGUUCAUGGAUUGUUUAGGACCGUUCUGUGGUGCAUCAUAGGCUAUGGUCUUAUUUGGCAGGGUUCACCUUAAAGUUCCUGCAAACUGGCUUCCCAGAUGAACUCUGAACAUUUCGUUGUCUGCACAGGUUCCCAGAAUUAACGCCUGCUAAGAUCUUGGAAGAACAAUAUUGGUGGCAAAAGUGAAUUGUUCAUCACUACCCACAG
Molecule: messenger RNA, 4011 nt
Organism: Oryza brachyantha (malo sina)
Lineage: Eukaryota; Viridiplantae; Streptophyta; Magnoliopsida; Poales; Poaceae
Product: protein DETOXIFICATION 16-like
Exons: 10
Coding region: 319-1509 (396 amino acids)
Biological process (GO): xenobiotic detoxification by transmembrane export across the plasma membrane
Cellular component (GO): membrane
Molecular function (GO): xenobiotic transmembrane transporter activity; antiporter activity
Source: RefSeq, a predicted model, not a curated record